AUGAACAUCGGAAUCGUUGGCGCAGGUAUUUCCGGGCUGUACACCGGUUUGCUUUUACAACGCGAGGGUCAUAAAGUGACCAUCUUUGAAGCCUCGGACCGUGUAGGUGGCCGCAUCUACACAUAUCGGUUUCCAUUACAGAGGAGAUUCGAAAGCGGUGUAUCUGAAGAGGACGUAUCUGCACACGGUAGAUCUGAGUUGGACACUUCCAGCGGUGCCUACUUUGAGGCCGGAGCGAUGCGCAUCCCGCGUUCAUCGCUGCAUUCUCAAGUCUUUGACUUGGUCCGCUAUCUCAACACCUAUGGCCCAGCUGAGAAAAAAGUCGAGCUGAUCCCCUACAUUCUCGAUCAUGAGAAUAAUCUUUCAUUUUUCCAGAACAAGAAAGGCAGGCUACAGGAUACUCGAUGGGCCGCCAAAGCAGGACUACCGGAGCAAUUUCACGGCAACUCGGCGCAGGAGCUCCUGGGCAGCGUCGUCUUGCCGUGGCUCACUAAGCUGCGUACCAAUUUUGACUCUGGUUUCGAAGAGCUGCUAAAGUACGACGAGUACUCCUUUCGCGCGUAUCUGCGGCUCGUAGCCCGCUGGCCGCAUGAGGUGGUUGACUUUGUUGAGCUACUUUGUUCGCAGACCAACCAGUACGAUCUAUCAUUCACCGAAAUCAUCAUGCAGAACCUGGAUUUCGAUACACAGGAGUGGGCGACUGUCAAGGGUGGCAUGUCCCGCAUUACCGAAUGCGCUGCGACCAUACUUGGCUCCGACAAUAUCCACCUUGGCUCGCGGGUUGAGCGGAUCUCGUAUGUGGACGAUGGCCGAGUGGAGCUUGGCAUUGAGGGCGACCCAGAUCAGAUCGCCACCUUUGAUGCGGUGGUCCUGGCGAUGCCCCCGUCGGCGCUCCACACCAUCGUCGACCGGCCCAAAUGGUCAUUCAUGAAAGAGCAGUCAAUCCGUGGCACGCACUUUGAGCCACUUUAUAAGAUUGGCCUCCAUUUUCGUACAAGAUUCUGGGAAAAGUCUUCCACACCCGCCCUCGGCGGUCAAAGUACUACCGAUCUCCGCUUUCGCUGGAUUGUCUACCCGUCGAAUGACAUAGGCGGAGAUGGGUCUGGUGUCUUGCUCCUCUACAGCUGGAUGACUGACGCUAUGAAGUGGGCAGGCCUUUCACCAGAGGAACGCAUCAAGAUCUGCCUACAUGAUCUCAACAAGUUUUACGCGGAUGAGCCUGAUAUCAAUGUAUAUGACCAAUACAUUGAAGCAUACGAUGUCCUGUGGAUGAACGAAUUUUGUGGCGGUGACGCCAUGUUCCUCCCAGGGCAAUUCUCGCGUUACCACCACGUCGCAAAACAGCCGGAGAGAAACGUCUACUUCGCGGGCGAGCAUUUGUCAAAGCACCAUACAUGGAUCGCUGGCGCAGUGGACUCCGCAUUGAAUACAACGGCUGCAAUUUUGGGUAAACAAGCACAGUUCCACUCUGGUAAAGCGGUUGACAAACCUGUCACAAUUAUCCCGCUUGGUAGAGAGCACGUGCCUCUAGAGGAGGAAUCAAGCAGAGUCAUGGAAGAGAAUGUGGCCCCCAUGAUGGACAUCAGCAGCCGUCUACUGAAAGCUUUCAUCAUUCCCAGGCACAUGAACGUGCAGGUCUCAUGUAUCUCUCUGUCUCUUGCCUGCACGUCAUGGCUUCAGCUAGUGUCAGAAUAA
This is a messenger RNA of Akanthomyces muscarius, 1695 nucleotides long. RefSeq lists its product as uncharacterized. The transcript has 5 exons. NCBI's taxonomy places the organism in Eukaryota, Fungi, Ascomycota, Sordariomycetes, Hypocreales, Cordycipitaceae. Gene Ontology annotation, biological process: amino acid catabolic process. Bases 1 to 1695 code for a protein of 564 amino acids. Gene Ontology annotation, molecular function: polyamine oxidase activity; L-amino-acid oxidase activity. The record is from RefSeq and is a predicted model, not a curated record.